This is a messenger RNA of Magnusiomyces paraingens, 1344 nucleotides long. RefSeq lists its product as uncharacterized. The record is from RefSeq and is a predicted model, not a curated record. The transcript has a single exon. NCBI's taxonomy places the organism in Eukaryota, Fungi, Ascomycota, Dipodascomycetes, Dipodascales, Dipodascaceae. The coding region runs from base 1 to 1344 and encodes 447 amino acids.
AUGACUGAUAAAUCAAUUCCUAAUAUGAAAAACUUUGAGUCUGAAGAAGUUAAUUCUACUUUAUCCAAAAGUAAAUCAGAUACCAUUGAAAUUGUUAAAAAGUUUUCUAAUAUGGAUAUUUCAUUGAGCAAUACUGUCGAAGAAACAAAAAUUUCAAAUGUUAAAUGGCUCGACAUUAAAAAAUUAAACACUUUUGAAAAUCAUAUCUCUAAAUACAAUGCACCCCGUAAUUUUUCUCUUAAAAAAUAUUCUGCUGGUAACAUAAAGGAAUUUGAAAAUACCAGUCUUCAAAAUGGGACUGCUCCUCACACUUGGGUUGAUAAUAAUGAAGACAUUGUUUUGGAAGAUUCUUCAAAAGAAAAUGAGUAUGACGAUAAUAUGGAAGUGGAUAGUGAUGGGGACAUGGUUAUGAAAGAAUAUGAGAAUAAAAAGGAUGAAGAUGCAAUGGAUGUAGAUGAGGACGGGGAUGAGGAUAGGGAUGGGGAUGGGGAUAGGGAUGAGGACAAUGACAUUGAAGUUAUUGAAGCACGCAACGAUGAGCCCAAAUCAAAUGAUGACACAUCUACAAUAAUAUCAAGUCAAACAUGGGAAAAUGCUUCCACCGUUUAUGACAAAGUCUUGCCAAGAAAUGAAAAUGACACAAGAGUGGAAGGUACUCAGAUGCAAAGUUUUAAUCGAGUCCCAAUCUUUGACGGAUCUUCUGAUGAUGACCAGAAAGUCAAUGAGUUUUACAUGAAAGUAUUCAUGUAUUAUAAUUGCUUUGAAUCUUCAUCAACAAUAAUACAACUAACCCGAGAAAAGCGUAAAAAUAUUUUAAAGAAUAUUUUGGAGCUUAGCAUUGAUGCUAAAUUGUUUGCCGCUUUGCUGAUGAACGAGUUUACCAAUGAUAUGGCCUAUUACACUAAGCAAACAUUUAAGCUUCUAAAAAGGGACUUGAAAAAAGAAAAGCAAAUAAAAAAGGACGUUGAGGAAUUGAUUUCCAAGAAUAUCAAAGAAACCAACCAUAUCAAUGACUUGAACAGAAAAUCGGAAAUAGCAAAUAAAAAAAUUAAGGAGCUCACCUUGCUCAUUUCAAAUUAUAGCAAGAAUGGAGAGCAUACCAUGGGUCAAAACUUGCUUCGUCUGGAGCUUGAGUACGGGUGCCACUUUUUCGUAAAACAAUUUUCAAAGUUCAAAUUGUCACCUACAGUUGAUUUUGACCCAUUUGAAUUGGUAAUACAAGUAUCAGAAAAAAUCAAUGGAAUAGUGACGAUUGAUCAUAUGAAAGAUAUUCCAAAGAUUAUGACUAUAGUCAAAAAGGCUGAAAAGUUUAUGGAAACGGGGUACAAUCCUUUAAAUUUUUAA